AUGCAACCAACACAGACAGCCCUAAGGGUUGGAGGAAACGGGAAAUAUAAACUAGACAGCUCUGCAAAGAUUCCCGUACCCAGACCUACAUGCGUCCUCGUAAGAAAUGUCGCUGUGGCAUUGAACCCAGCUGAUGCAAAGAUGGUCGAUCUCUCAGCAUCCUCCGGUGCGAUAGGAGGAUACGAUUUUGCUGGUGAAAUAGUGACAGUUGGUUCAGAAGUCACAAGAGAUUUGAAGAUUGGCGAUCGUGUUUGUGGACCGGUGUUUGGCAAUAAUCCCGGUAACCCAGAUUGUGGUGCAUUUUGCGAGUAUGUUGAAGUGGAAGCUCAAUUGGUCUUGAGAAUACCGGACAAUAUGUCAUUUGAAGAUGGAGCUGGGCUUGGAAUUGCUUCAGCAACUGUAGGCAUGGCUUUGUAUCAUUCGAUAGGUUUGCCGAUGGCGCCUGUUAGUCGAGGAAAAGCCCAAGAGGAGUUUGCGUUGGUAUAUGGUGGAAGCACUUCUUGUGGGACUUUGGCUGUCCAACUUCUUGUUCACUCUGGAUAUAAAGUAAUAGCAACUUGUUCUCCCAAGAACUUUCCUUUGCUCAAAUCACUACGCGCAACAGGAGUUUUCGACUAUCGAUCACCAAAUUGUGCAUCAGAUAUCCUCAAAGCAACCAAGAAUACUCUUGGUAUCGUUCUAGAUUGCAUCACAGACAGAACCACGAUGAAACUCUGCUAUGGAGUGAUGGGAGACAAAGGUGGCAAGUAUACUAGUCUGGAUCCAUUUCCAAUACCUAUGCACACACGUAGCGACAUCACACCGCACUGGGUGUUUGUCUUGACAAUGUUUGGACAGGCAAUUGCGAUGAAGGGUGCGUUCAAGCGGAAGAAGCGACCUCAGGAUGUUGAGUUCGCGAAGAAGUGGUUUGUGAGGAUGCAAGAACUUUUAGAUGGAAAUGUAAUUAAACCGCAUCCGAUACGUGUAAUUCCAGGCGGGUUGGAUGCGGUGGUAGAAGGUAUAAAUGAGCUUCGUUUAGGGAAAGUCUCGGGGGAGAAGCUUGUUGUAAGAGUUGCCGAGACAUAG
This is a messenger RNA of Glarea lozoyensis ATCC 20868, 1065 nucleotides long. Its product is annotated as GroES-like protein. The record is from RefSeq and is a predicted model, not a curated record. The transcript is spliced from 2 exons. Gene Ontology annotation, molecular function: oxidoreductase activity, acting on NAD(P)H. Bases 1 to 1065 code for a protein of 354 amino acids. NCBI's taxonomy places the organism in Eukaryota, Fungi, Ascomycota, Leotiomycetes, Helotiales, Helotiaceae.